Echinococcus granulosus is the source of this 720-nucleotide messenger RNA. RefSeq names its product Estradiol 17 beta-dehydrogenase. NCBI's taxonomy places the organism in Eukaryota, Metazoa, Platyhelminthes, Cestoda, Cyclophyllidea, Taeniidae. Gene Ontology annotation, molecular function: aldose reductase (NADPH) activity. The transcript is spliced from 5 exons. The coding region runs from base 1 to 720 and encodes 239 amino acids. Gene Ontology annotation, cellular component: cytosol. The record is from RefSeq and is a predicted model, not a curated record.
AUGAGUCGAAGUCUACUCCUCAACAGCUGCCAUAAAAUUCCACAACUCGGUUUUGGAACCUUCGACGUAAUGACACUUUCUUCUAAUGCUGUCAAAACAGUCGUAUCCAAAGCAGUCCAAGUGGCCAUCAGCACUGGCUUUCGCCACAUCGACAGCGCCAUGUUCUAUAAAAAUGAAAAGGAAGUCGGUGCUGCAAUAGCAGCAUCCAUGGAAAGGCACAACCUCAAGCGUGAAGACAUCUUUCUGGCUUCGAAGCUUUGGUGUGACAAACACGCACCCGAAGAUGUCCGCAAAACGUGCGAACUGUCGGUGCAAAACUUCAACCUCCAGUAUCUUGACCUUUACUUGAUACACUUUCCUGUGUCCUUCCAAAUGAAGGGAGGUGCUGGCUUCGACGUCAAUGGUCCCAACUCACUCACAUUUGAAUAUCAUAAGCUUGAGGAUACAUGGAAGGCCAUGGAGGAAUUAAUUACGGCUGGGCUAGUCAAAUCGAUUGGAGUGUCUAAUUUUAACAGAAAACAGGUUGAACGCAUUCUGGCAUCCUGCACAAUACCGCCAGCUGUGAAUCAAAUCGAAGUCAAUCUCCAUUGUCUUAACACGAAGUUGAUUGAGUUUUGUCGCUCCAAGAACAUUUUGAUUGAGGGCUAUGCACCCAUCGGUUCUCCCGGUUUCAUACACCUUAAGGAGCACCCGGAAUAUCCGUUCCACGAUGAGUACUAA